Messenger RNA from Trichoderma gamsii, 1791 nucleotides. RefSeq lists its product as hypothetical. Bases 1 to 1791 code for a protein of 596 amino acids. Gene Ontology annotation, molecular function: phosphatidylinositol binding. The record is from RefSeq and is a predicted model, not a curated record. The transcript is spliced from 2 exons. NCBI's taxonomy places the organism in Eukaryota, Fungi, Ascomycota, Sordariomycetes, Hypocreales, Hypocreaceae.
AUGCAGAAAGUGACGUCGAAACUGCCAUCUUGGGAUACGACCAAGACCACAAGCAAAAAGGGCUUUGACAAGGUCUGGGGCUGGGCGGAUAAGCUCGGAGCACCCGUAAAUCGGCUCUCGAAUCGCAUUGGCAGCGAAGCCUUUUGGCCAACGACAUUAGACAAAGAAAGCGACAAGGCCGCGAGAAUCUUGAGAUCAUUCUGUAAGGAUGGCUUCUACGCAGAAGAGGAACGUCAAGUCGACGGCGCCGGUCCGAAGAGGAAGCAGCGAGUUAUCAAGAAAAUUCCUCAAAAAGUAAUCGAGAAUUGUGUCGGCCUUGCUAUAUUCACUGUUAUGCGUACUGGACUAUGGGUGUCCGGAGCCGGCGGUUCCGGCGUGGUGGUCGCCAAGCAAGAGGACGGAUCGUGGUCCCCUCCAUCUGGCAUACUGCUCCACACGGCCGGUUUGGGGUUUCUUGUUGGAGUGGACAUUUACGACUGCGUCCUGGUAAUCAACAACCGCAAGGCCCUAGAUGCAUUCACCAAAGUCCGAGCUACAGUGGGUGGUGAGAUUACCGCAGUCGCCGGGCCCGUUGGCAUGGGCGGAGUUCUCGAGAACGACGGAAAAUGGAAAGAGGCCAACAGACCCAACUUCACCUAUCUCAAGUCGCGUGGUUUCUACGCUGGAGUCCAAGUCGACGGCUCGAUUAUCAUUGAGCGCACUGACGAAAAUGCGCGCUUCUAUGGGGAGACGAUUGGUGUUACUGACAUAUUAGCUGGAAAAGUCCGGCAUCCACCAUAUGAGCUUAAAAUGCUGAUGGAGACAUUAAAAGCCGCCGAAGGUCGUUCGGAUGUUGAUGAAGAGCUCAUGGAGGAGCUUGAGGGACAGCCGGCACCAGGCGAUGUGGAUGUCGAGGCGCCCAGUGACAAGUCGUUCGGCAUCCCAGAGCCUGAUGACCCGGAUCCAUAUGGCUUUUUGGCUCUGCAAAAGGAGGGACUGGAUAUCGUGGAGGCCGGCACUCAUUCAAGGCCGUCUAGCAGCCAGUUUGAAUACCACCCAAGCCCGUCAAGCCCGACUUACAGCAAGUUUCACAAUAGACGCAGCAUGGAGACUGCAGAAACAAGAAGCAGCCGCGACAGCCACGCAUCAACUCCAAACUCAAAGCUCCGAUGGAGCAGCGGCGAUCCGCAUUACGAAUCAUCAGAUGCCGGUACACAAACCGAUGAGGUUAUAACUCCAAUCACGAGUCCAGUGUUUAACACCUUUCAGAAUCGGAGUCUUUACGACGAGCCCGGCGAGUUCUAUAAUAGCCCUUGGAGUGCCAAAGGCCGCAAGAACAGCAUCCACCGCGACUGGGGCAGAGACGACAGCCUCACAUUCUUCAGCGAAGAUGAUGAAAAGUCAGAGGCUGCGAUUAUGUCUCCCUCGAAUUUGCGAUCACAAUCGAUCAGCGCUCCCCCGGUCGAUGCUAUGGUUCCCAUCAAGCGCGUGCCACCACCGCUGCCACCGAGGAAUCUUCCUCUGCCUAUCCGACCCGAGUUUGAAGAAGUCGAUCUCAAAGCAACAGAAGCAGCAGAUCAUGAAGAGAUGACCUCUUCAGGACCCCACUCAGAAUUCACCAGGGAGACAGAAGGAAGCACAGAUUAUACGAGCGAUGCGGCGUCUGUCUCGCCAAGGAAGACAUCGGUUAGUAAAGACAGCGAUCGCUUGUCCGGCACGCUAUUCGACUCCGACUCCCAUUCACUUGAACUCAACAGGCGAGAUAAUGGCGACGUAUUCAACCACACCCUCAGCCCAUACAAGUCGGACUAA